Messenger RNA from Charadrius vociferus (killdeer), 2991 nucleotides. RefSeq names its product cancer susceptibility candidate 5 (gene KNL1). Gene Ontology annotation, biological process: protein localization to kinetochore; attachment of spindle microtubules to kinetochore; cell division. The coding region runs from base 1 to 2991 and encodes 996 amino acids. Gene Ontology annotation, cellular component: nucleus. The transcript has 20 exons. The record is from RefSeq and is a predicted model, not a curated record. Lineage: Eukaryota; Metazoa; Chordata; Aves; Charadriiformes; Charadriidae.
AUGCCUGACACCACCCUCAUCUUUUCAGAUGAAAAUGAAAUGGAUAUGACAGCUAGUCACACUGCAGUGAUUACACGUAACCUGAAAAACAAUCAAGCUGACAAAACUGAGAAAAUAGAUAUCACGUCGUUUCUGGCUAGGUUAAACUGUAAUAAUGAACAGGCAGAAAUGAGCAAAGAAUUUCGUUUUUUCUCUGACCCUACAAACCAUUCGUGCCCAUCUUUUGAACAGAAGGAAGAUGCUACUACUGGAAAAAAAAUAAAUUUCAAUGAAUUUUUGAUGAGCUUGAAGUCAAAUGAAAAGGCACACAAUCCUGUUGAGGGACCUGAGAAAGAGAAUGUUUUUUUUGUCCCUUCACAAGUCUCAGAAGACAUGGCACGAUCGUCUGUGGAAUUUGUAUAUUCCAGUGAGCCACUGGACACCUGCAAUGUAACAAAAGUCUUUAGAGGGCAAGACGAUGGAAUGGAAAUGACAAAAUGCCAGGCAUCUGAUGUUAAAGCUAUGUUUUCUGGUCUUUGUGAAGCUCCACCAGAGCAAUUACUGUGUGCGGAUGUUACUGAGGCAUUUGUAGAUGAUGGAAUGGAUAUAACGACUAGCCACACUGCAAAAAUGUCUUUUCCCUUCUCCAGUGUUGGGAAUCAAAGUGUAAACUCCAAAAAGGAUUUCCCAUCCACAGAUCAAAAAGUUGUUACAUCACAAGCUUGGGGAAAAAAACUUCUAAAUGCCUCAGUCUCCUGCACAAAUGACAAAAUGGGCAUGUUUUCAGAUCAUCAAACCACGGACAUCACCAAAACUCAUCCUGCUGCCUUUGAUGUUGCUUCCAUUACUACAGUAUGCGAAUAUGAGAAUAACCAUAAUCAAGAAAAAUCAGUUGUGUUUCCUUCUGGUGAAAACAUGGACUUGACUGGAAACUAUACAGUAAUGGCUUCUGAUUACAACAUCAAUGCUGCUUUAUCAGAAAGAAAAGCAAUACCGGGAUACCUCGUUCAAGAUGGAAAUAAAACAAUGUCCUUAAAAAAAGGGGUCAUGAUGACAAAUAGUCAGGAGCAGCCUGCACGCGAUGUGUACUACUUGGUAUCUGACAAGAAAAUAUUAACUGUGACUGGUUUAAAACAUUCGCCUUUUGCAGGUAACAGCAAGUCUAGUAGGCAGAACUUCAGCCCUUCUCGUUUUAUAGCAGAAGAAUUUCUUCCUGUCUGCCUAGAAGAAAUGGAUUCAAAUGAAUCUGUAAGCUCUGAACUCGUGGAAAAUGCCUGUAACGAGAUAAACAAAAAACAAAUCUCCCACAAUGAAAAGAAUGAAUUUGAAGAGGCAAAAACUUGUAACAACACGAAAAGGGCUUUGGAACAAGAUAAGGAGGAUCUUCAAAGUCCAAAGAAGGUCAAGAGGGAUGAAAACUUGGAAGGAGAGGCCUCCCAGGACUUGCAGGUUACUUUUGGCGCUGUGUCUCAAAGCCAAGUAGAAGUUCAUGAAGGUGAAGAUCCUCCAAACCUACCGGCUAAAAGCCCUGACUGUACUCACGCCAGCACCAGCAGCUCUUCGGAUUCUGCUAAAGCUGACACAGAAUUAACAAUUCAGCGAAGCAGUCAGAUGGAGUCUCUGCUGCUCACAGAUAGCAUUUGUGAAGAUAACUUACGGGAGAAAUUUCAGAGUGGUGUUAUCACAGUUGGGGAGUUUCUUACACUUCUUCAAGUACACAUUCCGAUUCAGAAGCCCCGGCAUAGCCAUGUUCCAGCCAAUUGUGCAGUCAGUACACCACCUACUCCAGAAGACCUCCUUUACAGCCAAUAUAUUUAUCGCCCCAAGCUGCGUAUUUAUGAAGAAGACUGCCAGGCUCUCUCUCAGAUGAUAGAUGAGUUAAAACUGUAUGCAGACGUCCAAGAUCAGCUCCUGGUGAAUGUGAAUAAGAGUUUGUGGGAAGUAAUGAGAACCUGCUCUGAUGAAGAGCUGAAGAGCUUUGGAGCAGAAUUGAACAAAAUGAAAUCCUAUUUCGUCAAGGAGAGUAAAAUCUUGGCUCACAAUGAGAAAGCGGCAUUGUACAGCAAAUUGCUGCAGAGCGCGCAGGAACAACAUGGAAAGCUACAGUCAAGAAUGGAGAAGCUGGAUGAAUUGAUCAAGGAGGCUGAGAGCUGUCUUGUUGCUCUGGAAGAUGAUUCUGACUGGGAAGAAUGGGAAGCAGACUGCAGUGAUGAAAUGGCAGAAGGGAAAAGCCAAGGGAAAGAAUUUAAAAGCCUCAAAGCCCAAGAAGAGGAUCUUCAAAGAGAGCUGUCAGACCUGGAGGCUGAGAAUGAGCAAAUGCUUGCUCAGAUGAAACAGCUACAGGAAGAAGAAAAAAGCUGCCAGGAGCUCCUGGAGACAUACGACUUCACUGAGUGGGAGAUUACUGAAUGGAGUGAACAGCAGGCAGUCUUUAAUUUUCUUUAUGAUGCUAUUGAACUCACAAUUGUGUUUGGACCCCCACUAGAUGGUGAUGAUUUUGGUGAAGAUCCUUCCAGACAGAUAGUCAGCCUGAACUUUGAAUCUCUCUUGGAUGAGGAAAAAGCUCCACCCUCCUCAUCUUUAGUCCAAAGACUCAUCUUCCAGUUUAUUGAAAGUCAAGGAUGCUGGCAGGAAAAGUGUCCCACACUGUACUACUUGCCCCAGGUUCUUCAUGAUGUCUCUUUGGUGGUGAGUCGUUGCAAGAUCUUAGGAGAGGAGAUUGAAUUUCUGGAGAGAUGGGGUGGAAAAUUUAAUCUUCUGAAGACAGAGGUCGAUGAUACAAAAGUGAAGCUUUUGUUCUCCGCUUCCGCAGCUUUUGCCAAGUUUGAAUUGACGCUGUCUCUGUCUGCCGACUACCCAUCUGCUUCACUGCCUUUUACUGUCCAAAAACAAAUUGGGAAUAUUGGGGAGGAGGAAAUUUCUGCCGUUCUCUCCAGUGUACCAAUUGGUUACCACUAUCUGCGCAGAAUAGUCAGCUUGAUUCAUCAGAAUUUGCUCCAGGCUCCCAGAUGA